This is a messenger RNA of Cooperia oncophora, 563 nucleotides long. NCBI's taxonomy places the organism in Eukaryota, Metazoa, Nematoda, Chromadorea, Rhabditida, Trichostrongylidae. The record is from the annotation of a GenBank genome assembly.
AUGGAAAGUACGGAUAAGUUAAAUUUCGUGGAAAGAGCCAAGAGUUUUGUUGGACAUUCCAUUAUGCCAUCAAUGUGGAAGAAGGAAUACUAUAAGUCCGACCAUCUUAUCAAGUAUCAUGCAGAUCAGCUUCCAUCGAAUGUCUAUUUAUUCAAAUGGCUACCACAGGCGGAUCUCCUGAGCCACCCCAAAACAUUGGCGUUCAUAUCGCAUGGAGGCUACAAUAGUUUACAGGAAGCUGUCACAGCCGGCGUUCCAUUGAUAACCGUAGCUCUAUUUGGCGAUCAACCACGAAACGCAAAGUUGGCAGAAAGGCAUCAUUUCGCCAUCAACAUCAGGAAAAGCGAUCUCAAUGCUGACACUAUAGCUGUAGCGCUGCACAAGCUUUUGACUGAUAAGAGCUACUCCCAGAGCAUCAAGCGAUUGUCACAGAUGGUGAAGAAGAAACCUGUAAAAGCAGAUCAUCUCCUGGUCAAAUGGGCUGAAUUUGUUGCCGAAUUCAAAACUCUGGAUAAUCUAGUACCUGGCUGGCACGAAAACUCAAUUUUGUUCAGUAUCAUUCA